GUCUGGCUGGUGGGUGGCAGAGUUCAGCUCCCUGGAGGAGAAGAAGGGACGUCCCAGAGAAGGGUCUUUGAUGCAGGGGUGGGCGGCGACCUCAGGAGAAAGCUGCCAGGGGCUGUUUCAAGGGAGCAAAGGUUUUGGGGGCACAGCUGGGGUCUCCAAUAGAUAGACCCCUGUGCAGCCCGAGGGAGGUACUUCUUGGCGCAAGGCCUUUGGUAGGCAGGGGCGAAGUCCUCGGAGAAGUGGAGGGGGGAGACCAGAGGAAGUGGCUGGGCCUGAACUGGCACCGUGCCUGACACAAGGGCUUGUGCACCCCCUAAGUCCCCAGUUUCCCCUCCGAGCCAGUCCUUAGGGGCAGGGACCUUUCUCUUCCAACUCUUCUGUUCUCUGGCCCCUGGUUCCCUGUGGCCCUGAGGAUCGAAGAAGAAUCAAUGUCUUCUUCAGGAGUGGAACCCAAACACUGGUGAUAGAGAUCAUCUUGGUUUCUGGGAGUUAGAUUUAUUUCCCUUGUGUCUACAAAGGGGUGGCACUGCACUCCUGUUAUUAUAUCCUUGCACCUUUGGAUGGUUGGCUGGGGGUCCACCUGCCUUUCUGACUGACUGCUGACAGUCAAAGAAUUCCUCCACAGUUCUCUGGUGUCUGCACCCUUAACUGGCCCGUGUAACCCAGACAAUUUGUUUACAGAAAGUUCAGGAGCCCUGGAAAGGAGAAAGAAUAAAACAACAGGAGGAAGAGAGAGAGAGGGUAGAAUGGAAGAAUCUCACUUCAAUUCUAACCCAUACUUCUGGCCUUCUAUCCCCACAGUCUCAGGACAGAUUGAGAACACGAUGUUCAUCAACAAGAUGAAGGAUCAGCUGUUGCCAGAGAAGGGCUGUGGGCUGGCUCCACCCCACUACCCCACCUUGUUGACAGUGCCUGCCUCAGUGUCCUUGCCCUCAGGCAUCAGUAUGGACACAGAGUCCAAGUCAGACCAGCUGACCCCACAUAGCCAGGCAUCCGUUACCCAGAAUAUCACGGUGGUCCCUGUGCCGUCUACAGGAUUAAUGACUGCUGGAGUCUCCUGUUCUCAGAGGUGGAGAAGAGAAGGGAGUCAAUCAAGGGGUCCUGGUUUGGUAAUCACGUCCCCCUCAGGCUCCCUUGUGACCACAGCCUCAUCAGCUCAGACCUUCCCCAUUUCGGCUCCCAUGAUUGUCUCAGCUCUUCCCCCUGGCUCACAAGCCCUGCAGGUGGUCCCUGACCUCUCCAAGAAGGUAUCAUCAACCCUAACAGAGGAAGGAGGCGGAGGUGGUGGUGGAGGUGGCAGUGUGGCUCCAAAGCCCCACCGGGGCCGAAAGAAGAAGCGGAUGUUGGAAUCAGGGUUGCCCGAGAUGAACGACCCUUAUGUCCUCUCCCCUGAGGAUGAUGAUGACCAUCAGAAAGACGGCAAGACCUAUAGGAGCGAAGGGAACUGCGGCACAGGAAAUGGACAGAGCCUUGGGCUAAUGGAUUCAGUUCCCGGCUCCACCACGAACUUGCUGUGUGACCCUGGGUGCCGGAUGUGCUCACUGACAUUCUACUCAAAGUCGGAGAUGCAGAUCCACUCCAAGUCACACACCGAGACCAAGCCCCACAAGUGCCCACAUUGUUCCAAGACCUUCGCCAACAGCUCCUACCUGGCCCAGCACAUCCGUAUCCACUCAGGGGCUAAGCCCUACAGUUGUAACUUCUGUGAGAAAUCCUUCCGACAGCUCUCUCACCUCCAGCAGCACACCCGGAUCCACUCUAAGAUGCACACGGAGACCAUCAAGCCCCACAAGUGCCCGCACUGCUCCAAGAGCUUCGCCAACACCUCCUACCUGGCUCAGCACCUCCGUAUCCACUCGGGGGCCAAGCCCUACAACUGUUCCUACUGCCAGAAGGCCUUCCGCCAGCUCUCCCACCUCCAGCAGCACACACGAAUCCACACCGGGGAUAGACCAUACAAAUGUGUCCACCCAGGCUGUGAGAAAGCCUUCACACAGCUCUCCAAUCUGCAGUCCCACAGACGGCAGCACAACAAAGAUAAACCCUUCAAGUGCCACAACUGUCAUCGGGCGUACACAGACGCAGCCUCACUAGAGGUGCACCUAUCUACGCAUACAGUGAAGCAUGCCAAGGUGUACACCUGUACUAUCUGUAGUCGGGCAUAUACGUCGGAAACGUACCUUAUGAAACAUAUGCGCAAACACAACCCUCCUGAUCUCCAGCAACAAGUGCAGGCAGCGGCAGCAGCGGCAGCAGCGGCCCAGGCUCAAGCUCAGGCUCAAGCCCAAGCCCAAGCCCAAGCCCAAGCCCAAGCCCAGGCUCAAGCCCAAGCCCAAGCCCAGGCUUCCCAGGCAUCGCAACAGCAGCAGCAGCAGCAACCACAGCCACCACACUUCCAGUCCCCGGGGGCAGCCCCCCAGGGUGGGGGUGGUGGGGACAGCAACCCCAACCCUCCACCCCAGUGUUCUUUUGACCUGACCCCCUAUAAGACGGCGGAGCAUCAUAAGGACAUCUGCCUCACUGUCACCACCAGCACCAUCCAGGUGGAGCACCUGGCCAGCUCAUAGAGACCUAUGCUGCCACCCCACUGGGAAAAGGAAGAAGUUCUGGUCUCUUCUUUCUCUAACUCCUCUUGGUGGGAAACGUCUUCUUCCUUGACAGGCCUUGGCUCCAUCUCCUUGGGCCUCAGGCACAGCCUUCCUUCACAGGAUACCAUCCUUAUUUUCAAUUCCUCUUCAAAAGGAUUAUCAGCCCUCCUGAUUGGCAAAGGAAUACUGAGCUGGUAGUGUAAUCCAGCAGCCUCCCUCCUAAGCAUAGCUUUUAAAAAUUGGGAGUUGGUGCUCAAGGGGGGGAUUUGCUAUGACCUCAUAGAAACGUUUCCAUUGUGGGCACUUACUCUCUCCUUACCCUCAUAAUCUUCAAAGUUUAAGCUGAUAGAAGACUAGAGGCUGGCCCUCCCAGAUACCAGAGAGAAGAAAGCCCUAAAUGCAACCAGCCUCCUGUUCCAAUCUUGCCUGUGUAAGAACAGAGGUUUCUCAUGUGCCCUGACCCUGGGAGCCAUUUCCCCUCAUGGUCUUACUUCAGUUCCUACCUGAUGCUGGAGGAAGGAGAUCUGGGAGGGGGUCAGACUCCCUUUACUUGUAAAGGGCAUGAGCCCAGAUGUGGUCCCCACGGGGCCGGUGAUCCCCAGAUGGUCGAGGGUGGCUUAGAAACGUGGGAUAUGGUCUUCCUUGGAGCCUCUCCCCUUCUCUGCCAACCAAUGCCCUAUACUCAGCUUCCCCAUCCCCAAACUUAAGGAGCUGUGGGAGCUUUAUGAAAUCCCAAACAAAGGAGUGUUGCACAGAAG
Myotis davidii is the source of this 3346-nucleotide messenger RNA. RefSeq names its product zinc finger protein 384 (gene ZNF384). The record is from RefSeq and is a predicted model, not a curated record. Gene Ontology annotation, biological process: regulation of transcription by RNA polymerase II. The coding region runs from base 747 to 2567 and encodes 606 amino acids. Lineage: Eukaryota; Metazoa; Chordata; Mammalia; Chiroptera; Vespertilionidae. Gene Ontology annotation, cellular component: PcG protein complex; transcription regulator complex; nucleus. The transcript has 11 exons. Gene Ontology annotation, molecular function: RNA polymerase II cis-regulatory region sequence-specific DNA binding; DNA-binding transcription factor activity, RNA polymerase II-specific.